This is a messenger RNA of Chanos chanos (milkfish), 2067 nucleotides long. RefSeq names its product NACHT, LRR and PYD domains-containing protein 3-like. Gene Ontology annotation, cellular component: cytoplasm. NCBI's taxonomy places the organism in Eukaryota, Metazoa, Chordata, Actinopteri, Gonorynchiformes, Chanidae. The transcript has 6 exons. Bases 1 to 2067 code for a protein of 688 amino acids. The record is from RefSeq and is a predicted model, not a curated record.
AUGGGUCGUUGCGCAGAAAUUCGACUUCGAAAGUGGUCCGACAGAGACCUGACCUCAGUGAGCCUCAAGUAUAAGGAGUUGGUCAGAUGUGAGUAUGCAUAUGUGACAGAGUAUAACGCCCUCCCUGGUGAACAUGUGCUGCUGACUGACCGCUACACUGAGCUGCUGAUUAUUCAGAGACACAGAGAACAGAGUGAGAGAGAGGAAGAGAUUUGCUCCACCGGAGAGGACUUCUUCAGUAUGAUGGCCGAUGAGAAUUGCAUCACUGUGGAGCAGUUUUUCAGUCCAGAUGAUCACGGGCUCAUUCCAAAAGCAGUUGUUCUCCAGGGAAACUCUGGAAAUGGCAAAUCAUUUACUACACAGAAGAUUAUGUUGGACUGGGCAUCUGGAACACUCUAUGCAGAGAAUUUUAAUUUUAUUUUUCACCUGAAGUGUAAAGAGAUUAACCAAAUGUAUGAGAGGAGGACUCUGGUGGAACUCCUGAGAUACGGUCAGACUUUAACACCAGCACAGAUCUCACAGAUAUUACAGCACUCACCAGAGAGAGUUCUCUUCCUCAUAGACGGCUUUGAUGAGCUCAAACUCUCACAAGACAACAUGUCCAACCUGUCUCUGCCCACUGAUGUCCAAACUCCAGCCUCACCUGUGUCCACUCUGAAAGCCCUACUGAGUGGACGCCUGCUGCCUGAGUCCUUCCUGCUGGUCACCACCAGGUCUACAGCUACAGACACACUGAGCAAACUGCUCAGAAAACAACCUCAGCGUUUCACAGAGAUUAUGGGCUUCUCUGAGAGGGGGGUGGAGGAGUACUUCCAGAGGUUCUUUAAAGAUGAUCAGCUCUUACAGACACAGGCAUAUGAGCAUGUGAAGGCAAAUGAAACCCUCUUCACUGCCUGCUUCAUCCCUGUGAUCUGCUGGAUCAUCUGCACAGUUUUCAGGGAGAGACACAAUGAUGGUACAGAAUUAACCAAUGGUUUGGAUACAACCACCUCCAUAUAUGUUGACUUUGUGUCCACUCUGCUGGAUCACCACUGCCAGGGUUUGAGUCAGUCUGUCCCCAGCCUGCUGAGGAGUCUGGGCCAGCUGGCAGAGAGAGGAAUGAUGGAGCAGCAAGUCCUGUUUGAUAAGAAGAGUGUGUCUGAGACAGUCUCAGAUCCUGCUAACAUUCCAUUCCUGUGCAAAUUUCUCAUUAGGAGAAGAAUCCGUCAAGAGACAAUGUUCAGUUUCAUGCAUCUCAGUUUUCAGGAGUUCUUCACUGCUCUUUACUAUGUCUCCUUGAAUCAAGAGGGGUCCCAGAACAUAGUCAGAGACCUUCUGCAAUCUGCAGAAGACAGCAAACCACAACUCCUGCCAAUGAUACAUUUUCUCUGUGGUCUGUGUAAUGAGGAAUUGAGCACUUCUCUUCUGGAAAAACACAGACUAACGGUUUCUCCCAACGUUAAAGUGCAGUUGAAGGAAUGGAUCCUCAGUAUCAGUCCGCAAAAUUUUUUUGCUUUCUUUGUGUGGAAUUACUUUUUCCACUGUCUUUAUGAGCUCCAUGAAGAUGACUUUGUGAGGGAAGCAAUGGGGAGUUGGGAAAACAUUGAUUUUGCUGGUGUUCCCCUGAGGAGGACAGACUGCAGGGUGCUGGGAUACUGUCUACAGUUCUGUCCACGCAUCAGAAGACUCUCUCUCUAUGGCUGCAGUAUCACACCAGAGAAACUGGAGAUUCUUCAGCCUGCAGUGUGCAGGAGUGAGGAGUUAGACUUGCACGUGGAGGACCUGACAGAUGUUGAUGUUGGUGUUCUGGUCUCAGCUCUUGGAGAGGGAAAGGACAUCAAUAUACUGAGAGUUAAAGUGAAUGAGGACAGUUUUGAGAGUCUGUUAUCGAAGCUCAGUGUGGAAGUCACAGAUGUAGAUUUCUGUUCUCCAGAGUUUGAUGACCAGCUGGAUGCUCUGCUGUCUUUCCUGAACUCUGUGUCUGGUCUGAAGAAAGUGGGUCUGAAUGUGAACAGUCUGACUGAGAGCUGGGCUUCCAGGAUCCUCUCCCUCAUCCAGACCUGCCCCAGUCUAGAGCAAAUCAAGUAA